CACACUCCAGACCAGGUGGUGGCGGUAAUGCACCAUUCUGCUGUUUGCAUCUGCUAUUAAAAAAAUAAGUUAAAGAAGAAAAAAACACGGCUGUUGAGCUCUGUGGCGGCCAUAGCAGGUGGAAGGUUGUAUGUAGUUGCUGGAUCCUGUGGAGGAGGAGGAGUGGUGCCAUAUUCCCCUUUUGUCCUCUCAUGUCCCCUCGUGUGUUACCCUGUGUAUUAGUGACCCCAAACCCCCACCCACCUCCUUUCCUGAGCUCUCCUGUUGUGUUGCCACUCAAGUCCUAAGCCCCCCUCAUACCCCAUGCUUGGGACAAAGCUGGCUCACUGCAACACCAAUGACUGCCUGGAUUGUCCUGCCUGUCAGCCUGGCUGCCUUCUCCAUCACAGGAAUAUGGAUAGUAUAUUACAUGGCUGUGAUGAAUCACCAUGUGUGUCCCGUGGAGAACUGGACCUACAAUGCUACGUGCACAGAAGACUUGCCCCGACCAGGCUUCCCGAAGGCAUGCUGCACCAUCCAGGACAUUCCUCUCAUCAGUAAAUGUGGCUCUUACCCUCCUGAAAGCUGUCUCUUCAGCCUGAUAGGGAACGUUGGAGCCUUCAUGGUGGUGAUGGUGUGCUUCCUGCGCUAUGCUCAGAUGAUAGAACACAGUCACCAAGGUUUGGUUAACACCAGUGCGCUGGUCUCUGGCUGCAUCAACGCCAUCGGUUUGGUCAUGGUGGGAAACUUUCAGGUCGAUCAUGCCAAAUCUCUUCAUUACGUUGGUGCUGGCGUUGCGUUUCCAGCAGGACUGCUGUUUGUGUGCCUGCAAUGUGUGCUCACCUACAGGGUGGCCAUGACCACUCUGGACUACUGGAUGGCUCACUUCAGGGUGGCUUUGUCGUUGGGAGCCAUGAUAUCGCUUGUCCUCAGUGGCAUCUUCUUCAUCCAUGAGAGUUUCCUCCUCCAGCAUGCUGCAGCCAUCUGCGAGUGGAUCUUCACUGUGGACAUCCUGAUCUUCUAUGGUACUUUCACCUACGAGUUUGGCACCGUCACCAGAGAGACCAUGAUGGCGGGCCUGCAGAUGAGCCAGCACACCUCAGGGGUCAUGAUGGGCCCCGGCUCCCACAGCUCUACACUGGCCAGCGCCACCAAGGGCCUCAAGUCUCCUGGUGGAAGCAGCACAUCAACGCAUCUCAACUGUACUCCAGAGAGCGUAGCUAUGUUGUAGCUCCACAGAAGGAAUGUGGACAGUCCCUCAAUGGACUUCCACUGAAAAGAUGCAACGGUAGAAGAAGCAUGGGGAAGAAGAGGGAGAGUUCCUGUAUGUUAACCUUCUAACCAACACCAGGUAUCUCCAUUGAUAUUGCUGUACAAUCUUUUCUUUUCAUCCCUGCUGCAAAGAAAGUGUUUGAAGAAGCUCAGAAUGUCUAAAGAGAGCUUGAGCACUGCAGCCAUGAAUGUUUGGGGUAAAUUAAGUAUGGAAAAAGAGUGCUGCCUGGAUGGAUUUCUCUCUAUUUUUCCCAAUUAUAUUUCAAACCAUUGUCUUCAUAAAAAGACAAAUCUCCCAUUUUUAAUCCUGCCCACCUGCUUUGCAUUUUAUAUUUUUUGCACGGCACACCUGCUGAGAGGAAAACUACAUUUUUUGUUGGAAUUUUGUAAAGGAAAUAGAAAAUAGUGAAUGUCUGAGAAGUAAAUAAAGUACACUUCACUGGCUGCAAGUUCACGGUCAGUCUAAUCAGUGCUGCAUCAACUGUCCCAUUCACUUCAAUCUUUAUAAGUUGCACUAAAAAUUUUGACUCAAAUGAUAACAUUUUUGCAAGAUCUUACAAAACGUGAGAUUGGAUAAGUGCAUUUAAUGCCAGUAGAGGUAAAUUGAUGUUUUGUGUGUGUGUGUAAUGACUCCUGUGGUUACGGAUUAAUUCACGUGCUGCAUGAUCCGAGUUCCUUUGUAACAUUGACAUUUCACAUUAACCAUUUUUACGUCACAAUGCAAUAAUUGUCCUCAAUGAUCUACUAUUUGAUGCUUCACAGGAACAAGUUAUGCCUUUUUUUCCCGUGUGUUCGAGGAGAGCACAGGGCUCUUGUUGUUUGAUAGAUAUUUGAAGUGACCUCUUCUGAUAGGUUGUAAAGGUGAAAUGAUAAUGUAAGUGUUGCAUAUGUUUAGUCCGAACACUGCUCCGACUCCAGGCUGGAACCUUGGAAGCCUUAUUUGAUGCAAAAGAAAAUCUUUUCUAUUAAGUAUGACAUCAUGUGACACUUUUGUAAAAGUUGCACAGAGGAUUUUCUUUACAAAGGUGUGCCCAAUCAAGAUACUGCCAUACAGUGUGUAAACAGUGCUUACAUUUCCUGUUCAACUUUUAUUUUCAUAAAGAAUUUUCUGCGGAGACUGCA
Messenger RNA from Oryzias latipes (Japanese medaka), 2373 nucleotides. Its product is annotated as transmembrane protein 150A. The record is from RefSeq and is a predicted model, not a curated record. Gene Ontology annotation, cellular component: plasma membrane. Lineage: Eukaryota; Metazoa; Chordata; Actinopteri; Beloniformes; Adrianichthyidae. Gene Ontology annotation, biological process: protein localization to plasma membrane.